CGGGGAUCGAUGAAACGCGGGUGUUUACGUUUGCGCGAGUAUCUCGUCCGGAAUAGAUCGGUCCCAUGGGGAAUGCGGAAAAAUUCACGAAUUAACGAUUAAUGUGCUAGGCCGCGAUCAUGCUGCCGUGCGUAAUGUUGUUGUCGUCGCUGGCGACGGUCGUGGCCUUCGCCGAGAGCAUCUUAAUGACGGAGGUGUUCGUGAUUCCAAUUAGACCGGAGACUUUCGACUGGAGCACCGGGGACGGACAAACCGACCAGUUUUCGUAUCAACCCUCUCUGUUGAACGCGCCCGAUCUUCCCUCGUGGAUCCACUACACAUACAGCAAGAGGGAUCACCAUGGCUUUCUCUACGGUGUCGCGCCCAAACAUCAGAAAUACUUUCAGUUGGGGAUCGUGGGCCUAAACAAGCACACCUACGAGACCAGAUACAAGGUCCUGGACAUGAACGUGCUCGAGAGGGAGAAUCUGACCAAGCAUGAGAUCCAUUUGAAAAUCGAUAAUCUGAACGUCGAGGACAUGUUCGACCGCAACCGAACCGAGGAGCUUCUUGAUAUAUUUAGGAAAAAACUGUGGAAAGAGGCGACCGAUUUAUACGUGACGUUUCUCGCCUCCGCGAUCGAGUUGGGCGCCCGUUUACCUUUGAAACCGAGCGAGGGCGAAGGGGUUGUCGUGAGAUUGGGAAGUUCGAUGCCGUUCUCGCAGGAGUUGAACGAAUUACAGGAUGAAGUGAAGCCUUUAUGGAAAUUACCCUCGUGUCCGCGGGAUUUUAAACGGACCAGCGUCGAGAGACUCUUCAGGGAGGCCCGAUUCGCCUUGGACUGGUGCUCCUUCAGAUUGGUGGAGCAAGAACGUCAAGGCUUGCAGCACGAAAGCGCCAGACGUGGGCCGAGCAUGAACGUUCUCGGUUUACCCGCCUCUGGUGUUUUCGAGCACUCGGAAUGGCGAUGGGCGAGAUCGACCAAGGCUAGUAUACCCACCAGAAGUUAUUUCAGGGAAAUCGCCACCACGAUAUUCGUACCGACCACCCUACUUCUCGUGCUGGCCGCGUUGCUCAGCACGGUGCUGUGCCUGAACCACGAAAACAUCGAAAAAAGGGAGACCAGACCCGGAGAAGGGAUUAGCAAUAAUAACAUACAAAUGGUCCAAUACGCUGUCCCAGAAAGGGGUACUUUGAAGUCGCUUGCAGUUCAGCCAUCCAGUCCCAGUGAUUCUUUGUUAAGAAGUCCCAGGAUGCCCAACGAACGUUGCAAUCCGUACGUGCGACCGAAUCCACCACCCUAUACUGGUCCAAACAACUUGCCUGGCAUUCGAUCUGAUUUCUGACUACACGAGGAGCCAGCUAAGACAUGGUUUUGCUGAGCGAAUGAGCUUUAAUGUCCACGGGAGAAAUUGCAAAAUCGUUGAAACUGGCUCCGCAUCGUUAUCUUCAGAAUUAUUUGCCUUCAAUAAUUGGUAGUUUUGAUGAUUAUUAGUACAUGACGUUUGAUGUUACGUAAUCGCGCAAAAAAUUCGUUUUCACGAUACAUCGUGCUACAUUACUGAGGCACAAUGAACUAUACAGCAUUCAUAUUGUGUAAUUUAUUUAUAACGAAUCAGUGUACAUAUAUCAUUUAGCGACUUUCGAAAGGUAUGUAUUUAAAUAAAUAUACAUAUAUACGAAUUCCA
This is a messenger RNA of Dufourea novaeangliae, 1667 nucleotides long. It is a transcript of the gene Scgalpha, whose product is annotated as epsilon-sarcoglycan. The record is from RefSeq and is a predicted model, not a curated record. The transcript has 10 exons. Bases 120 to 1325 code for a protein of 401 amino acids. Gene Ontology annotation, cellular component: sarcoglycan complex. Lineage: Eukaryota; Metazoa; Arthropoda; Insecta; Hymenoptera; Halictidae.